Penicillium cataractarum is the source of this 1218-nucleotide messenger RNA. Its product is annotated as integrase zinc binding domain-containing protein. The record is from RefSeq and is a predicted model, not a curated record. The transcript is spliced from 5 exons. Bases 1 to 1218 code for a protein of 405 amino acids. Lineage: Eukaryota; Fungi; Ascomycota; Eurotiomycetes; Eurotiales; Aspergillaceae.
AUGAGCGGUUUCUCUAGGCGCAGCGAGGGAAACGACAACUAUCUCAUGAACCCAUCAAUGGCAGUUCCCGGCACUUACAGUCACCCAGAUAGCCAUGAGUAUGGUGGAGGAGGAUCUGGCACAUAUCACUUUCCCCAGCAUUCCUUCAAUCCAUACGGAAAUCAAUUCAGCCCUCCGUAUGGGCAGCAGUCGAAUCUCUCCCCAGGAAUGCAGCAUCUACAGUAUGCAUCGGAGCACACUAUCCCCUCGAUGUCUACCACGGAGGAUAUGAGACUUCACCAUCCUCCCCCGCAGUACAUUACUCAGCCCCGCUAUCUACAAUCUCCAAGAUACCUGCCGCCGCGUGACGCUCUUGGUGAGACGGAUAUCGAGAGCCAAGAGUCCCGAAACGAGGGCACAAUGCUCUCAGAGCCCGUGGUGCCUGCCCUCGAUGGAUUCCCAGAUGUGAAAGAAUUCGAUCAGCUCAUGCAGAGCUAUGUGGACGACCUCUCCGUGAAGAAGCAGGACAAGGCAUUGAUUCACGCCAAAAGAGCGCGAAACAUUCAAACUGUGUUGAUUGAUCCCAAGGAUACUGCAGUCGAGUCUGCUCAAUUUCGGUUUUGGGUCAAGAAAAUGUUCAAGCUUCAAGCAGUCGGCAUUGGAACGGCAGAUUGCCGAAAAAUGAUUUGUCAUGAAGGAAAGCCUGUGGCAAUUCGGGAGAAAUUGUUCAAGAUUCUCACCAAGGCGCAUCAACAAUGCCAGCAUGGUGGUCGUGACAAGACUUCUGCACAAGUCCGACGGAUAUACUCAUGGGUUCCCAAAGAAUUGAUCUCUCGAUUCGUCAAGAUAUGUCCGACUUGCCAGGUCCGACGUGGGGGGUCUCGUCUGACGCCGCCAAAUUCCCGUCGAGGCUCACCCCGACUUGAGAUGGUGCCCCGAUCUCCUAAGCUCCCAUCACCUCCGAUCGUCAAACGGGAAUCAUCAUAUGGGGCGCAGCCAGAAUACAUUAACCAGUUCCACGGUCACAACGGGUGGAUAGACAGCCCUCAGAGUCUCCAGGGCCGUUCUUCCUUGAACUCCGGAGUUCGAUCCUUCCCUGGGCCGAUGAACGGCCUCUCCCACUCAAUAUCCGGGGGUAUGGAUCCAUUUUCAGCUGAUAUGUCGGUGCCACCAUCUCAACUGAGUUAUACGACGGAAUAUGUCCCGUCCCACGGGACCCCAAGUCAACGGGGCUUUUGA